This is a messenger RNA of Penicillium cinerascens, 348 nucleotides long. RefSeq names its product SBDS family protein. The record is from RefSeq and is a predicted model, not a curated record. The transcript has 3 exons. Bases 1 to 348 code for a protein of 115 amino acids. Lineage: Eukaryota; Fungi; Ascomycota; Eurotiomycetes; Eurotiales; Aspergillaceae.
AUGCCUCGCGCCAACGAAACUACCUCCAAAAUCUUCUACAAGGGCAAGUCUGAGGACUUCGUUGUCUUUGUCGACGACCUGGAGAUCCUGAAGAAGUGGAGAAACGACCGCAGCAUCGCCCUCGCAGAUGUUUUGAACGGCUGGAAGAUCUUCGUAACUCACUCCCACGGUGCCCAGGGUGUCCUGGACACUGCCAGCAACGCCGCUCUGGAGAACGAGUUCGGUACCAAGAACGAGGACGAGUGCAUGAUCAAGAUCCUUGAAGGCGGCGAGUUCCAGACCAACACGGCCCGCGAGCGCGAGGGCAGUAAGAACGACUCCAAGGGCUCCAUGGCCAUCGGCCGGUAA